AUGGAGCUACCAGUACCAUGGAUUUCUCUCAUCGGCGUGGCGCUGUUCCUUGUAGCCGUGCUCCUUCGCCGGCGGUGGUCCAGCUCCAGCAAGUACAUGCUGCCGCCGGGCCCUCGGCCAUGGCCGGUGGUCGGCAACCUGAACCUGAUCGGGCCACUCCCGCACCGCUCAAUGCACGAGCUCUCCACGCGGUACGGGCCACUCAUGUCGCUGCGGUUCGGCUCCUACCCCGUCGUCGUCGGCUCAUCCGUCGACAUAGCGAAAUUCUUCCUCAAGACCCACGACCUAGCGUUCCUCGACCGCCCCGCCGUGGCCUCGGCUAGGCACAUCCUCUACAACGGCUCCGACGUGCUGUGGGCGCCGUACGGUCCGUACUGGCGCCAGGGGCGCAAGCUGUACCAGAACGAGCUCCUCAGCGCGACCCGGAUCAAAUCGACGGAGCAUAUCCGCAUCGAGGAGGUGCGCUGCAUGCUGCGGGAUGUGUCGGCGGCCGCGUCCCGCGACGGAGGCGCGGUGGUGCGGCUCAAGGACCACCUCUCCAUGGCGAGCUUCAACGUGGUCUCGCGCAUGGCGCUAGGCAGGAAGUACAUCUUCGACGGCGCCGGCUCGCUGAUGCCGCCGGAGGCGUUCCGGUGGAUGAUCCAGGAGUUCUUCUUCCUCAACGGCGUGGUGAACGUCGGGGACGUGAUCCCGUGGCUCAGCUUUCUGGACCUGCAGGGGUACAUCAAGAGGAUGAAGAGACUGAGCAAAAUGAUCGACCCGUUGCUCGAGCACGUCCUGGUCGAGCACAGUGAGCGGCGACGGCGACAGGGCGAGGGCUUUGUGCCGAGGGACAUGGUGGACCGGCUGCUACAGCUCGCUGACGAUGCCAACCUGGAGGCUCCCAUCGAGCGGGAUGGCAUCAAGGCAUUCAUUCUGGAUCUCAUCGUUGGCGGCACGGACACCUCAUCGGUGACCAUCGAAUGGGCCAUGUCCGAGCUCCUGAGGAAACCCGAUGUGCUCACCAAGGCCACCGAGGAGCUGGACCGUGUCAUCGGCCGCGAACGCCUUGUCACGGAGGGGGACAUCACGAAGCUCCCGUACAUGCAGGCCAUCGUCAAGGAGACCAUGCGCCUGCACCCGGUGACGCCGUUGCUGGCGCCGCGGCUGUCCCGGGAGGACGCGUCCGUGGACGGCUACGACAUCCCGACGGGCACGCUCGUGUUCGUCAACGUCUGGGCCAUCGGCCGUGACCCGGCCGUGUGGGGGGAUGCUCCCGACGAGUUCCGACCAGAGAGGUUCGCCGGGAGCAGCGUGGACGUGAAGGGGCAGGACUUUGAGCUGCUGCCGUUCGGGUCUGGCCGUCGGAUGUGCCCCGGCAUCGGGCUUGGGCUAAAGAUGGUGCAGGUGAUUCUAGCGAACCUGGUCCACGGGUUUGCGUGGAGGCUCCCCGACGGCAUGGCGAAGGAGGAGUUGAGCAUGGAAGAGAAGUUCGGGCUGUCCAUGCCGCGCUUGAUCCCACUCCAAGCCGUCGCCGAGCCUAGGCUUCCGGCUCACCUAUACGCCAGGCCGCCUCCAUGA
Messenger RNA from Miscanthus lutarioriparius, 1560 nucleotides. The record is from the annotation of a GenBank genome assembly. NCBI's taxonomy places the organism in Eukaryota, Viridiplantae, Streptophyta, Magnoliopsida, Poales, Poaceae.